Molecule: messenger RNA, 717 nt
Organism: Symbiodinium sp. CCMP2592
Lineage: Eukaryota; Dinophyceae; Suessiales; Symbiodiniaceae
Source: the annotation of a GenBank genome assembly
AUGUCGGAGGGUCCAGCAGGUGGCCCGGGUCCGGCUGGCCACCAGGGCCAGGGCCAGGGUCAGGGCCAGGGCCCCUCGGCGGGCGCUUCGGGCGCCGCUUCGGGCGCGGCCGCUUCGGCUGCGGCGAGUCCCAGCGAGGACUUUCGGGACCUGGGCCCAGAGGCGGCCUGGUCACUCUCCUCCGCAAAGCAAGGAAACGGAGUGGAGCAGCUUCGUGAUGGCAGCACUGACACCUUUUGGCAGUCGGACGGACCCCAGCCGCACCUGAUAAACAUACAGUUCCAGCGCAAGGUCAAGGUCAGCGAAAUCUGUUUCUAUGUGUGUUUCAAGAUCGACGAGUCAUACACACCGUCACGAAUAUCGGUCAGAAUAGGCACCGCACACCACGAUCUACAAGAGGUCCAGGUGGUGGAGCUGAAAGAGCCCGACGGCUGGAUCACGAUACCUCUCGCCAAGCCGAGCUUUCGACCUGUGGAACUGCCACCAAGCUGUACAUUGCGCGACAGCGAGAUGGGCGGUGCUCGAGAAUUUGUCCGCACGCAUUUCAUCCAGUUGGCCGUGCUGACCAACCAUCAGAAUGGGCGCGACACGCACAUCCGCCAAAUCAAGGUGCUGGGCCCCCGAAGUGCGAUGCGCUCCGGUGCGGAUGCGCCUAGAGAGGUGUGUCCUCUCAAACUUCAGACACGCGAGCUGCAGCAGUUCGCGAGCAUUCGGUGA